Dermacentor silvarum is the source of this 1963-nucleotide messenger RNA. Its product is annotated as protein LZIC. Gene Ontology annotation, molecular function: beta-catenin binding. The record is from RefSeq and is a predicted model, not a curated record. The transcript has 2 exons. Lineage: Eukaryota; Metazoa; Arthropoda; Arachnida; Ixodida; Ixodidae. The coding region runs from base 265 to 840 and encodes 191 amino acids.
ACCACAGCAGCGUUGGCCUCGGUCCCGUUAUUGGCGUUGGUAAAUUAAGCGCGUUACUAAACAGCCACCACGCCCUCACUCUUUUCUCUUCCGCUGUCUGGUUUUUCUCUCCCUCGACACACCAGCGGUCUUCCUAGGGUUAACGCCCUCGAGCAGUCCCGAUUCGAUCACGUCGACGCACUCGUCGGUUCUCUCUCUCUGCUUACCACUGCUACUACUCCGCCGGUUCACUUUCCUCGACGAAGACGAAACAACGCACACGCGAUGGCGUCGCGCGGUCAAACCGAAACGAGCAAGCUGAAGGAGCGGCUCGAAGAGCAGCUCGAUCGGCUCAUGGCACAGCUGAGCGACCUCGAAGAGUGCCGAGCCGAACUCGACGAGGACGAGUACGAGGAGACCAAGCGCGAGACGCUGGAACAGCUGCGCGAGUUCCAGCAGUCUCUGGCCAAGAUCGUGUCUGGAGACAUGACUCUCGUGGACCAGCUGAGCGGCAUGCAGCUCGCCAUACAGGCGGCCAUUAGCGACGCUUUCCGGACGCCCGAGGUGAUCCGGAUGUUCGCCAAGAAGCAGCCAGACCAGCUACGCGAGCGCUUGUCGCAGCUGCAGAGGGACGCCAAGAUUGGCCGGCUCACCGAGGACGAGCUGGCACCGCAGAAGCUCGAGAUCCUCGCCGCCCUCAAGAAGCUCAAGGCCAGCCUGCUUCCCGAAGAGGAGCACUACCUCGAGAAGCACGCUAGCAAGGCGCUGCUCGACUUCGACCAAGUCGGCGAAGACACGGCGGACGCGAGCCGACUGCUCGACGUAGCGGGCUCCCAAAUCAAGGCUGCUGUGCAGCGAUGACUUUCUUUCUAGUCCGGUUCGCCCUUCCGGAAUGUUCGCUUCCGGUGCGUGUCCCUGCCCGUUGCAUUGUUUGCAACUUUUGAGGUGCCGGUAAAUGAUGGGCGCACCUUUUCGUAAAGCAAGCGCCGAUCCCGACUGUCGCAGCUGUUCCGUGUCAUCCACAUAAAGUGUUGCGUAUAGUAAGUGCGAUGGUGCAAUCAUUUUGCCCUUGACCAUAGAGUUUCCUAGGAAAAUUACUAGAGGGAACUCUCAGCUACCAUUCCGCAAUCAUUGAGCUAACAUGAGAAUGAUGGCUGGUUACGUGGAUUUGUCUAAUCUUCAUUCCUGCAGCUUAAUAUUUAUUGUGCUUUAUGCCCCUCUAUUGGCCUGAAUUUCCAGCCGAUCAUAUCUUUCUAAACACAUGAAGGCGAUCAGGCUCUCUCAGCACAUGCAUAGUUGUUGCAAAUUGUUGCAUUUGUAACACAAUACUUUGUUGACCAUGAUCAGUUUGCAAGGACGCUAAGUUUGAAGUCACAAUGACAAAGUAUAGGGAAAUCCGCGUUCAAGCCGUCAUUGCUCUGCCGGCUGAUCUGCAAUACUUCCAGCUUCCAUAUGCAUUGGUGCCAGAUUUCCCUCUAAUAACAUUUGCAUAAACAACUUUCUGCCAUCAACCAUUUACAAAGGCUACUGUCACAGCCGUGCUGUCUCAUCGAAGUUGCAUGGAUGUACAAAUAAAUUUAAAUGUUAGAUUCAGUUGCAAACAAGUCAAACCGUCGAUUCAGCCACAUUUGGUCAUGUUCAGCAGGUGCAGUCGAUUCAAUGUUGAAGCUAGAGAAGUGGAGCUUCCACUUCCUUUCACAGGGAAGUCCACAUGAUUUUUCUUUCUUACACUACUAUACAUGGCAAGUCAUGUGAACUGUCAAGAGUAUUUUUUGUAGUUUAGUUUUUGUAUUGAAAGGUACUGAAGGCCGGAAUGCCAUUGUCAAUGUGCAAAACUCAUCAUACAUUGCCGAGAGAGAGAUUUGAAAGGCAGCAUCGCAUUAUGUGAUGGCGUGCGACGGGUCAUUCUUUUUUGUACGAGACAUCAAGCCUUGUAAAGGCUGAUAUCCUUUAUCAGUGUGUAAUAAAUCAUAAAUGCCCCUCA